Folsomia candida is the source of this 3541-nucleotide messenger RNA. Its product is annotated as sodium/potassium-transporting ATPase subunit alpha-B. The record is from RefSeq and is a predicted model, not a curated record. Gene Ontology annotation, cellular component: membrane. The coding region runs from base 246 to 3452 and encodes 1068 amino acids. The transcript has 22 exons. NCBI's taxonomy places the organism in Eukaryota, Metazoa, Arthropoda, Collembola, Entomobryomorpha, Isotomidae. Gene Ontology annotation, molecular function: ATP binding; P-type sodium:potassium-exchanging transporter activity; ATP hydrolysis activity. Gene Ontology annotation, biological process: potassium ion import across plasma membrane; intracellular sodium ion homeostasis; sodium ion export across plasma membrane.
AGCUUUGUACCUCUGAAUAAGUCGUGGCUUUUCCUGUAUUAACCGUAAUUCUGAGAUUUGAUUUGAUUUAGUCGGUUUUUGGACUCUUUCGUUGAAGGAGACAGAUAAGAAGAUCGUAGCGCAUUUGUUUUCUUGUUGGGAUAGGACAUUUUGUUUUUAAGAGUAAAUUUGUUAAAUCAUUUUUUCCUUCGAGUUUUUAAAAUUCAUUCGUCAAGUUGAUUUUCUUUGCAAAUACGUCGGGAGAUAUGGACCCCGAAGUGACGCCACAGCAUGGACGCCGACCGUCGCGGAGGGUGUCGAUCGUGAUUGAUGCGAACGAUCGUGUCUGGGCGCCAGAGCGGAGAUCGUCCAACUCUUCACGGCGUCAAUCUUCUGCAUCCGACAAGUUAAAGCAGCACGAUAAUUUAACCUUUGUUCGCGAUGAGGCGGCACAAAUGCAAGAAGUUCAUUUGGGGCAUGACCCCCUCGUGCGGAGGAAGUCGGUUUCCUACCUGAAAAAGGAGAUGGAAAUUGAUUACCAUGAAGUUGAGAUUAACACUUUGUUCAACCGAUAUGGCAGUCAUCCGGCAAACGGUCUCGAUACCCCGCAAGUUGAUAAGAACCAAGAUAAGUAUGGUUCGAAUCAGCUCACUCCGCCGAAAGCGGAACCGAUGUGGUUGAAAUUUAUGAAAACGUUAUUCGGUGGUUUCCAACUCCUCCUGUGGGCCGGAUCGGUCCUCAGUUUUGCGGCUUAUAUUGCACAAUGCUUCCAAAGUGCGGAUCCACCCUCGGAUAAUUUAUACUUGGGAAUUGUGUUGGGCGUUCUAGUCAUAGUUUUAGGAAUGUUCACCUUCUAUCAAGAAUACUCGAGUGGGAAGGUGAUGGAGUCUUUUUCGAAAAUGGUGCCGUCCUACGCGAACGUGAUUCGUGGAGGAAAGCUGAUGAAUUUAAAUGCGAACGAGCUCGUGGUCGGGGACAUUGUCGAGGUCAAGUUUGGCGACAGGAUUCCUGCCGAUAUUCGAAUCGUGGAGUGUUCCGGAUUCAAAGUGGAUAACUCGUCACUCACCGGAGAGUCUGAGCCCCAGUCGAGGUCAAUUCUUUGCACCGACGAAAAUCCGAUGGAGACGAAGAAUCUUGCCUUCUUCUCGACAAAUGCGCUAGAAGGAACUGCCAAAGGGCUCGUCGUCGCUGUCGGCGAUGGCACCUUUAUCGGUCGUAUCGCCGGCCUCGCGACAGGCAUGGAUGCCGUCGACACGCCCAUGUCUCGCGAGGUUUCUCACUUUAUCAAACUAAUUUCCGGCGUUGCGGUCUUUUUCGGGGUGGUUUUCUUCAUCGUGUCGCUCACCAUGGGGUACAAAAUCAUCGACUCGGCCCUCUUCCUUAUCGGAAUCAUCGUAGCCAACGUCCCGGAAGGCUUGUUGGUCACUUUCACGGUAAUUCUUGCCCUCACGGCGAAACGGAUGGCGGGCAAGAACUGCUUGGUGAGACAGCUCCACGCCGUGGAAACGUUGGGGUCAUGUUCCGUCAUUUGUUCCGAUAAAACGGGAACAUUGACGCAGAAUUUGAUGACGGCGUCGCACAUGUGGUUCGGAAAUCGGAUUGUGGAGGCAAGUCCGGAUGCGAAAGAGUUUUCCGGGGAUGAUGCAGGGUUCACUAAUUUGGCGAGGGUGGCGUCGUUAUGCAGUAGGGCGAAAUUCUUACCGGAUCAGGGACACUUGCCGGCGCAGGAUAGGAAAGUUAACGGGGACGCGUCAGAGUCGGCGAUUUUGCGCUGUAUGGACAUGCAUUUGAAUGGAGUGGAAAAAUAUCAGAACGCGAGGAAGAAGAUUUUUGAGAUUCCGUUCAACUCGACGACCAAGUGGCAGUUGUCGAUUCAUGAUUUGAACGAUCCGAGCGACCCGAGGUAUCUGAUGGUUAUGAAGGGCGCUCCGGAACGGAUAAUUGAUCUAUGUACGAAAAUACGCAUAGGGGAAACCGUUUUUGAUCUGGAUGACGAGUGGAAGAAGACGUUUAAUACGGUGUAUGAAGAAAUUGGGGGGAUGGGGGAGAGAGUUAUUGGAUUUUGCGAUUAUCUGCUCCCAAGUGAUAAGUACCCUAAAGGAACCAUAUUUGAUUCGGAUGACACGUCUUAUGUCAAGGAUGGUCUCACCUUUAUCGGACUGAUUUCCAUGAUUGAUCCACCCCGACCAGGCGUCCCUGAUUCCAUUUCCCUCUGUCGCGAGGCCGGCAUUAAGGUCGUAAUGGUGACUGGAGAUCAUCCCAUCACUGCGAAAGCGAUUGCGAGAAAAGUCGGAAUAAUUUCUGAAGGAAACGAGACGGUGGAGGACAAGGCUAAGCGAUUGAAUAUUGAUAUGGAAGACGUAGACCCGGCCACAUGCACGGCUGCCGUCGUUAAUGGGGCAGAACUAUUGGAGAUGAGCACGCCAGAGUUGGAUGAUGUGCUAAAAAAUCACACCGAAAUCGUAUUUGCCCGAGUGUCCCCACAACAAAAGUUGGUCAUCGUGGAAGGAUUUCAACGUCUCGGAAAGAUCGUCGCUGUGACUGGCGAUGGGGUUAAUGAUUCUCCUGCCCUGAAAAAGGCCGACAUCGGUAUUGCGAUGGGGAUUUCGGGGUCUGACGUGUCCAAACAGGCCGCAGACAUGAUUCUUCUAGAUGACAAUUUUAGCUCCAUUGUUACCGGGGUGGAAGAGGGGCGUCUGAUUUUUGAAAAUUUAAAGAAAUGUAUCUGCUACUUGCUCGCGGCCAAUAUUGCGGAACUUUUGCCAUUCAUUGUUUACAUCACGAUGAGGAUUCCUCUUCCGUUGGGGACGAUUCCGAUGUUGGUUAUUUGCCUCGGAACCGACAUUUUGCCCACCAUUUCCCUCUCGUAUGAAAAAGCGGAGGGCGACAUUAUGAAACGACCUCCGCGAAACCCAGUCACAGACAAGUUGGUGACUGAUAAAUUGAUCUCUUACUCAUACGGACAACUCGGUGUGAUUGAAUUCUUUGGAGGACUGUUCACUUAUUUUGUAAUUUUGGGUCAGAAUGGGUGGUGGAUUGAUAGGUUGCUCGGGAUUCAGGCGGAUUGGGACUCUCCGGUUGUGAACGAUUUGGUAGAUUCGUAUGGACAGGAAUGGACUUACUCUCAACGGAAAAUGCUGGAAAAGACGUGUUGGACGGGGUACUUUUGCACCGUGGUGAUUUGUCAGUGGGGGAACGUGCUGAUUUCGAAAGUUAGGAGGGCACCGUUAUACACAAAGUUUUUUGAUAACUGGGUCGUCUUUGUCGCUAUACUUGGGGAGACGAUUAUCGCUUGUGUACUCACGUACACGCCAGGGCUUAACGUCGCCAUAUCUUACAUGCCUAUUAAAUUCUGGUGGUGGCUUCCGUCGAUCCCAUUCUUUAUAUUUUUAGUCAGUUACGACGAAAUUCGUCGCCUAAUUCUCAGAACGAAACCAAAGUGGCUCUGGUACCAAAACGAAUUUUAUUACUGAGCAGUUUUUAAAUUUAUUAUCAUAUAAUAUUUGUCACUAAAAGACUCCUCGCUAAUAAAUAAAUACAGUUGGAUAAUUAAGAUAAUUAA